AUGAGCUCCCUUCUUGAGCGCGCGACCACGCUCCUACACCGACUCACCCAGGCCGACGCGCUCACGCUCUCGAACCGGCUCAAGCGGCAGCACCUCGGCGGCACGGAGAUGGUCGCCCACCUAUCGCGCACGACCGUCGACGCGAUCGUGCACGAUGCAACGGCACUGCGGACGCACUAUCGGAGCUUACUCGAGGACGAGAAGGUGACGACAUCGUGCACGCGGAGGGACUUGCGCGUGUUGUUCAAGCUCCUAAAGGAGGCAUUCACGGAGAUGGGUCAGAUGCGCGUGACGCUGAACGAGGUGAUAUUAGAGCCGGCAAUUGCGCCGAAGAUAAGCGAGGCAGCCAUGAAUCCAUCCAAGUCGGAGGGUGGCGAUGCGGCGAAGGAGGCGGGAUUCACGGCAGCGAGCUUGAUGGCACCGAUCUCCAAGCUGUUUGGUGGGCCGCAACUGCAGGAAGGAGGGCGACGACCAACGGCGCUGAUGCGGUCGUCGAGCCGCGGGCGGGGCUCAGCCCUGCGACCGCCGGCGAGGUUGGUGCCCAAGUCUGGACCCGCUCUGUCCGCCACGGGGACCACCGUCAACGUCGAGUUUUCCGGCACGGGAGUAGGU
Molecule: messenger RNA, 612 nt
Organism: Punctularia strigosozonata HHB-11173 SS5
Lineage: Eukaryota; Fungi; Basidiomycota; Agaricomycetes; Corticiales; Punctulariaceae
Exons: 1
Source: RefSeq, a predicted model, not a curated record